UUCCCCUUAAUCUCCAAUCUUCACUUCACUUAUGCUUUCUUACACCAUAUUGGAACUCUAAAGAGUUUUCUUUUCCGCUACAAACGCCUUUCAACCGUUUCAGAAUCGAAAGGUAAUUUCAAUAUCUGAGACAACCCAAUUCACUUGUUUGACAUUUUACGUUUGUUAGACCUCGAAAGCUCAAUUUUUUAUCAUCAAAUUUUAGUGGGGUUAGGUUCAUUAUGUUGUUACAUGAUUCAUGUGAGUCAAGCUUGCUUCUUUGUCUACCUGAAGAUGUACUUGCCAUGUUGUCACGGUUCCUCUUGCCCAGAGAUGUGUGCAAUCUCAGUCUCUGCUGCAGGAGUCUAUAUGCUCUUGCAGCCUCUGAAAAAGUGUGGCUCACUCAAUGUGACAUGGUGGGCAUGGUGCCCCUCAAAGACCUUGUUGAGUGGCGUGAGGGUGUGUCAUCUUACAAGGCACUUUGUCGUUUCCUUCUCAGUGUUCGACCAUUGCUUGGAAUAUGGGUUUAUCAGAAUCCUGAGCUUGGUAACCUUGUCUAUGUUAUCCCCGGUUUUGUUUCGGUUAUUGGGUGCAGGAUAAUUCCUCAGGAGCUUGGUCCACUAGGGAUUCAAGAUGGUUCUAUCCUAUGGGCACCUGUAUUUGAAGUUAUUGGUGAUUUUGAUGGUUCAACUACUUUUUUUCUCCAUGGAAGGGAAGAUGGAGUAGACUAUGUUUAUCAUGGCUCAGUCAAGUCCGUAGAUAAAUCUUGCAAUGUUCUAUUGCUUGAGGUUGAACCCAGCGAACAAGAUUGUGGUAGUACUUUGUUGCAGAAUAGGAGCUUUGUACCCCCUCACUCUGAUGUGGAGUUGUCAAGAAAGGUUUGUAGGUCAAACAGUGAACAUUCUAGGUUACAAGGGGUUGUUGGAAAUAAUGAGGGAAUGGUUCCCUUCAGCAAGUUGGCUUUUAGUGAUAGAAGGAAGUUACUUGAGGUCACUACUAGCCAAGUUCGACAAGAGGAUCCUACUAUGGGAAUUGGACCAUUGUUUCCUAGAUUAAGGGAUGGUUAUGACGGCUAUCAGAAAGAUUUGGUGCUCUUAAGGGAAAGAAGGGCCCUUCUUAGUCAAAUGUAUAAGCUUGGUAGUAGUCAGAUUGACAAGAAGGAAAAUUCUCAAGAGGCAAUUGGUCCUAUGCAAUUAAAACUGGAUGACAUGAGAAAGAGUUUUGACUGUUCAAUGGCUUUCUCUGAUUCUUCACACAAAGAGGAUGGGCGCACACAACACAUCAAGAGAAAAAGCUUUGGUGGAUAUUUCUGGGGUAGCUUUAAACAGAUUAUUGGAAGAUCUAGAUCAAUUAAUGACAAUCAUGCUAUUUUCAAGAAGCUUACUUCAAGCCCUGAGACAAAGCAUGCGCGGCUUGAAGAUUUUCUUGGAUCAAGUGACAAAACAAGGCUAACAUUAAAGGCUUCAACUGCAAAAUUAUCUUCGUAUCGAGCAUGGCCAAAUAUGCAUGACAGUUGGUUUGCACUUUACAAGAUGCCCUUGCGAGUUCCGAGAGAGGACCAAGUUUAUGCUGGUUUAUGGGGAGGAACUUUUGGUUGGCCUCCUGGAAAACCUUCUGAAGACAAACCUGGAAAGGCUCUAUUCUUUCUUCUACUCUCUUAUGAGGAGUCUGAGGGACAACAGCUUCUUAUUGCAACAAAAAUAUUGGAAGGCACUCAAUAUGUCUUGCAUCCUAAUGGUUCAGCGAUGUUUAUAGUGAAUAUCAAUGAGCCUUCAUCUGAACCCUUUCCCUUGGACACUGAUAUGGACUCCUUUUCUUUGAAUAUCAAGCAUGCUUUUAGAGCAGAGGGUAUUGCAAAUGGUUAUGGGUUCAGAUACCCUGGAUCAAAGCCUGGUUCCCUCUUUGUAUUUCAAAAUGGUGUCCUUGCCUUCAUUUGGAAGGAGUCAAGGGCUGUUUUGACCUUGCAAAGACUUAACUUGCAAGAACUUUUGAAGAAAGGAGAAAGGGUACCUUCACUGCCUCCUAUCAAUAACUUUUCAUAUUUGACAAAGUCCUACUCAAAUGUGUUUACAGGAUUUCCUGGCACUUCCAUUCUUUAGUCUUCAGUCUUCAUCAAGGUGAAGACAACACCAGUAUAUUAGUGGGUUUGGGACUCCAUGGUUUUUGUUCCCCGUUUCCCCAUAUUAUUAUUAUAAACAAAAAGUUUAUGAGCUUGUUGGCCGCUGUUGUUAGUUGCUGGAGUUGCAAUUUCUGUUGUCACAGCGUACACUUCUUGCCGUUGGGUUUCAUGUUGCUGCUUUCUUAAGAUCAAAGAUGGAGGAGGUAUUCUUUGUCUUAGAAUGUAUAAUGAUUCUUAUUAUUAUUAUUUUUUCCGGUUGUUUUGUUGUGAAGUAUAGCUUCCCUGCUAUAGUUGUAUCACUCUGUUUGUUGUUACACAAAUGGUAAAAGCUAAACAUAAAAAAUACUAAUGAAGUUUG
Molecule: messenger RNA, 2456 nt
Organism: Gastrolobium bilobum
Lineage: Eukaryota; Viridiplantae; Streptophyta; Magnoliopsida; Fabales; Fabaceae
Product: F-box protein At5g39450-like
Exons: 2
Coding region: 222-2078 (618 amino acids)
Molecular function (GO): protein binding
Source: RefSeq, a predicted model, not a curated record